AUGAUCAAGUACUACCGCUAUCACAGAAACAACGACCACACUACAAACGAAUGCAAGGCGCUCCAAGACAGAAUCAAAGAAUUGGUUAGCAUUGGCCACUUCCGCCGCUUUGUCUGUAGAGACAUACCCCCACAUCCCUCACGAUCCGACAACCGACAUCCCCUUUGCAAUACUCGCCACGAUCACCGCACCAAUCAACAAACCCGCCAAGAACCGCAAAUUGCCCGCACUUACGUCAACACAGCUGAUCCUCCACUAUGCAGCGCAAUCAACACCAUCGUCGGAGGCUUUGUUGGUGGCGGCUCCACCUCAUCAACCAGAAAGAAACACUUCCGUCAUCUCCAAUCCAUCAAUCACAUAACCCAUUCUCACCACAGAUGUUGUAUGCCUCCCAUGACCUUUACUGACGAUGAUUUUCACGGCAUCGACCACCAGCAAGACGAUCCCAUGGUCAUCACGGUCGAACUCGAAAACUAUGCGGUCAAGAAGGUGCUUAUCGACCAAGGCAGUUCGAUCGACAUCCUCUACUGGACCACUUACCAAAAACUCCAACUUCCACCCACGACCAUGGUUCUUUAUGAUGAACUUAUCUUCAGGUUCUCCGGAGAGAAGGUUUUAACCUAUGGAUAUAUCGACCUCCACACUGUCUUUCGGGAAGCAUCUCAAACCAAAACAAUCCCCAUCCGUUUCCUUGUCGUAGACGCACCCACCUCAUACAAUGUCCUCCUUUGUCGACCAUCCCUCAACAUUCUAGGCGCCGUCGUCUCCACAACCCACCUAGCCAUGAAAUUCCCCUCCCCAUCAUGA
This is a messenger RNA of Vigna unguiculata (cowpea), 807 nucleotides long. RefSeq lists its product as uncharacterized. The record is from RefSeq and is a predicted model, not a curated record. NCBI's taxonomy places the organism in Eukaryota, Viridiplantae, Streptophyta, Magnoliopsida, Fabales, Fabaceae.